UGGCAAGCUUAGCUUAUAGUACGAAUUCGGUCUACUUAUCCCUAGUUUUGACACAUUCCAUUCGAUUCAAGGCGACGAAAAAUCCCAAACUCCGUUUAAUUUUCAUGUUUUUUCUUCUAAAUUUCUUCAAAAGAUAUUUAUAUGACGUUCCUAUGGCAAAUUGAACAUGUCCUCCAACGCAACAACAACGCCAACGACGAAAUCACAUUUACAUAAAUCUUGUACUAACAAUAAUUCCCAGAGUUUGCCACGCUUGACUGCGACCUGUGCAGGCUGCCUCAAUGAAUUACACUCCUCGAAUGCUGAAGAUUAUACCAUAGCCUUGGGCCAAGAAUGGCACACAGACUGCUUUCGCUGUUCAGUAUGCGACAAUCAUUUACACAACUGGUAUUUUGAAAAGGAGGGCUUACUCUUCUGUCGCGAUGAUUACUACCAACGGUUUGGUGAGGCAUGCCAACAGUGCAGCGAUUUCAUAUCAGGUCCUGUUAUGGUGGCCGGCGAUCACAAAUUUCAUCCGGAAUGUUUUUGCUGCACAGAUUGCAAGGCGUUUAUAGGCUUUGGCGAAGCGUUUGCUUUGCUGGAACGAUCAAAACUGUAUUGUGACACUUGCUAUAGGAGAUUGACGAAUUCAUCCAGUUCGGCAUUCGAAAGCGUUAAACCGCUACACUCUAUACGCUUGGUGGAAAUACCAAAAGAUGUGACCCCAACUUUGCGGUUGUCUGUUGAUAAUAUAAAUGUAGCACAGCGUCAUCAUCAGUUAAGCAAUCCGGAUAAUUGGUAUUCUCGUGUAUAUAAUUCUGCUUCGACGUCGACAGUUGAUGGAAAGACUGGUCUGCUGACAGGCAGUUCUUCGGAACUAUGUCCUGCUGUUCGAAUAUCUGAGUUCAUUUGUAGAGUUUAUGGACGUGUUGGCAAAUACGUUUUCUCCCUAAUCACAUCGGUUAUUGAUCAGUGUUGUGGGGCUUAUAGAAUUGAUGUAAAUCUCACCAACCUGCAUGUGGGAGAUCGGAUUUUGGAAGUCAAUGGUACACCCGUGAGUGACAACUCCAUAGAGCAGAUCGAUAAAAUGAUACGUAGCACAGAGAUCCUCCAGCUGACGGUGGAACAUGAUCCCUUGCAAGUAUGUCGUAGCUGCAGUAAUGUGGAUAUCAAGAAGGUCACCAGUGAAGUGUCCCUGCCUUUGGCCACCUCAGCGUCGAGUGUGGAAGUGUUUGGACGUAUCUACGAAAGUAGUGGUAGCACAAGCACGGCCACCACUGCAAUAAGCCACAACGAUGGUGGGUCACCCACACGUCUGACGAAACAGGAUAAAGAACGCAUCUACAAGAGAAAAGAUGAGGGCUACAUUAGUGGAACUAAAACCAGACAAUUACGCAAAUACAAAAACCUAAAUCAAAUGGCGGCAAGCGAUCUUCUGAAUCAAAGUUCGAACAGUGAAACGAACAGCACCACUUCAGUUUCAUUUCGUGGCAAGGAAAGAUGUUCAAGCAUGUCCAAACUCAUGGGCGAACAACAUCCGGACCAAACGCAACAAAUGAACGAUUUGUCCCGCACGAAAUCUUUUCGUGUGGAACAGCAACCUUCGCGUAUUUUUCGUCCCUCCGAUCUGGUUGUGGGUGAAAUGUUGGGCAAGGGUUUCUUUGGCCAAGUCUUCAAGGUAACAGAUCGCAACACAAAGGAGGUGAUGGUCUUGAAAGAGCUCUACCGCGUGGAUGAAAGUGCACAGGAGAAUUUUCUCAAAGAAGUGGCCGUUCUUAAGUCAUUAAAUCACAAAAAUGUUCUAAAAUUCAUUGGAGUACUGUACAAAGAAAAGCGUCUGCAUCUGGUAACCGAAUAUGUGGCCGGUGGCUCACUAAAGGAACUAUUGCACGACUCGGGAUUGCCUUUAACCUGGACAGAGAGAAUUUCCUUUGCCAAGGACAUUGCAUGUGGAAUGUGUUACUUGCACUCGAAAGACAUCAUCCAUCGUGACUUGAACUCUUUAAAUUGUUUGGUUCGGGAAGACAAAACCAUAAUUGUUGCCGACUUUGGAUUGGCACGCAUCAUCAACACCUCCUUGAGUACAAAAUGCACAGAACAGACGCAGACAGACAACAGUGCCAGUAAAACGGGAACCUGGGGACGAAGCAAGAGCCGACAACGCAGACAACGCUACACCGUAGUUGGUAACCCAUAUUGGAUGGCGCCGGAAAUGAUGAAAGGUCACAUCUAUGAUGAAAAGGUUGAUGUAUUUUCAUUUGGCAUUGUGCUGUGUGAGAUUAUUGGUCGUGUCCAGGCGGAUCCUGACUUUUUGCCACGCACCUCAGACUUUGGCCUAAAUCAGAAGGUAUUUCGUGAAACAUUUUGUAACCAGUGUCCCGAAGCAUUUUACAAAAUAACAUUUCUGUGUUGUGACUUAAAUCCGGAUAGGAGACCCUCCUUUGAGAUAUUGGAAGUGUGGCUGGACAGUUUAAAGACAUAUAUAUCGUCCGGGCAGCCUGUUCCCCAUGAACUUUUGUAUGAUAUUGACAGCUAUCAAGGUGGCAGUAUUUGUUCAACACCAGUCGAUAUCUUGACUCCAAAAUCCAAUCUGAGUCGAGAUAAUUUAGAUGAAGUGGGAAAUGGCAAACCAAAUUUUCCAAUCACAAAUCCAAACCUAAAAGAUUCCCCAAAAGAUGAUGGGCCCAAAGAAUCGAUGGAGGAAGACAAACAAGAUAAUAGCUUGCUUUUGCCGGACGGAAUACCGAAAUCACCACAUUUGGGAAAGGAUUUUUCACCAAGUGGAGAACGAAUACACAACAGUAUGCGCGCCAGAAGGAGACAACGUUUUCUACAGGCCCAGAGCACUUUGAGCGGGGGUGAGGAUCAAAGCACAGAGCGGGUUUUGGAGGCCGUCAAGGAGACACUGCAAAAUGAUUGUCACAAAAGCAAGACAGCGCAAAAUAAACGAAACUUGGAUAGAGGUUUUAUUUUGGACAUAAAUCGUAGUGGCAUUCUUCACAUCAAUAAUGUGCGAGAUCUCAAUAAUCUUUCCGAUUUCGAUUCGAGUUGUGAUACCAGUCUCAAUUAUCACGAAGUCAAUGCCGGCAUGGAUGGUGUAUCGAUUAAUGAUGAAAGUCGAAAACCGACCGAAGAAAUUAAAGAACAAACAGUCCUCACAACGACAGUAGAGGAAAUGGAAGAUGACUCCAAGUCGACGGACCGAGCAAGGCAAACACCGGCGGAGGACGAGGAGCAGGAAAAUAAUGAAAAUCGUACAAGUCAAAAUAAACUAUACAACCAUAACAUAGCAGCUAAUGAGGAACAGAAAUCUCUGGAUUCCUUGGACAAUAUAAAACGUAAUCUUGCCGAUAAAUCGUACAAAUUAGCACUUGAAGACUUUAGGACCCGUUUGAAUUUGUGUAAAAACAAAUUCGAUGCAAUUGAGGAAGCAAAUCGCAAAAACUUCAAUAACUCACAAAAUUCGAUGCGUUCCCUGUUCAAAAUAAACACAUCUGAGGAAGUUUUUAAAUCACCACCAGAAGCCUUGAAAAUGUUUCAGCGUUUGAAGCCAACCAAGUCUACGGAUAGCCCUGAUGGUCUGAAGAACACCUAUCGGGUUAAUCAAACACCGGUAUUUGGUAGAAAAAUGACGCAACAACAGCCAAAGGAAUUCUAUAAACCUCAUUCCGAUUCUUUGGAAAAUCUAGACAAAAUCUCUAUUACAGACACGUCGAAAACCGACAAGAAAGAGACAAGUCCGGCCAAGAGAGCAAAAUUGCCCAAAGAGGGAACCUUUAAAAGCUACAUAACAUCAUUGGAUAUAACGCCCACAGCACCGUCGGAGGAAUCUUCAAUGCCAAUUGCUCAAACAAAAAAGCCCCUUGGUGGUAGUGGCCGGCUGAAGGUGUCCAGUAAUUUGUUAAGUAUACGGCGAACAUUAAAUCUUUCGUCACCCACCAGAAAUGAAGAGACAAAAGGAUUUAGUCGUCGUACUUUGUCGCCAACGAAAUCAAGUGAAGCCAAACGGGUGACAGCCACAAAGCAGCCGCAGCAGCCGGAUUUGCCAACAACUUCUAGAAAUCGUCUUCUCGCAACAUCAUCCGCAAUAAAGCCCAGCAAUCGCCUUACUAUUUUAAGUCCAGAAAAAGUGCAUCGUUUAAAUGCUAAAUUAACGGAUCAGAAGAAACAAUCCUCAGCCACUAUUGCCAAGACAAACAUUACCAAUAACAACAACAACAACAAUAAUAGCAAAGUAAACGAAAUUAGAUCAACAGAAACAUGUACCACCGCAUCACCAGCAGCAGCAUCAUCAUCGUCACCACCAUAUACAAAAUUAUUACCACCGUCCACAAAUCUGUCCCCAACCACCACAACAACAACGACAGCAACAUCAUCAACAUCAACCCACAUAAAUCGUAGCACCGAACACGAAACGAAACAAAAACGACAACCUGUUUCUAGGUCUCAAUUCUUUACCAGAUGUUAACUUUUGAAAUUAUUUGCUUAACGGAAUGAAUCUCCAAACCUCGAUAAUACUCGAUUUAGAAAUCAAAAAAAAAAAAAAACAAACGAACUAAAAAGAAUGCGACACGAAUGUUGAAUUGGUUCGGUAACAUUGGUUGCUCAAAAAUCAUAAAUCAUGAAUGUGAAUAUUUUGGGAUGAGUAACAAGAAACUACGUUUCUAAGUGCCUGAUAAUAAUAAUCAUAAUAAUAAUAAUAUACCAAUCUCUAUCUAGCAAUAUACAUACAUACAUACAAAGAUAUGUAAGUAAAAUGCAAUAAUUUUACAAAAACAACAAAAAUCAUAACAUAUACACAUUCGAAUAUUUAUAUGUAUACAAUAAACAUAACCCCCUCCCCCCUCCCUUUAGGUAUUUCAAAAACAAAAAGACAAACAAACGCGUUUUUAUGCGAUAUUCUUUUUAGUGCCAUUAGCAUUAAGCAAUUGUUUAACUAUUUUUUUUCUUUUCUUAUUUUUUUGUAAAUGAUAAGUCGAACAAUAAUUCUAAAUGUUAAUGCCAUUAUGUUAAAUUAAAAUGUUAACAGUAUUUAAUUUUAACAAUUUUUAGUCUUAAUUUAUACAAUUACAUUUUUAUAAACUUAUCUCCUUUAAUAAUUAAUUGUUCAACUCAAUGUCAAUUUGAUUGCUCAACUAAGAGACAUAAACCUAAAAAAGACGUUUACAAAAAUGCUGCUUCUUUUCCUUAGUAACACACAGAUAGUCUAGUUGCCUAAGACUUAAACUAAACAAAUACUCUCUCAAUUAAUUGUUAACUUGUAUUUUAAGAGCCAUUGU
Musca domestica (house fly) is the source of this 5258-nucleotide messenger RNA. It is a transcript of the gene LIMK1, whose product is annotated as LIM domain kinase 1. Gene Ontology annotation, biological process: actin cytoskeleton organization; protein phosphorylation. The record is from RefSeq and is a predicted model, not a curated record. Gene Ontology annotation, molecular function: ATP binding; protein serine/threonine kinase activity; protein binding. Lineage: Eukaryota; Metazoa; Arthropoda; Insecta; Diptera; Muscidae. Gene Ontology annotation, cellular component: nucleus; cytoplasm. Bases 167 to 4447 code for a protein of 1426 amino acids. The transcript has 7 exons.